AUACAGGUCGCGCUGCAUGGAAACGAGGAGUAGGCAAGAGCCGAAAACAACAGCAACAAAUAAAAAAAGCUGUCAGUGCAUGGGAAUCCGGUCACCUCUCCCUUUCUUUUGUGCGUCUCGGUCGGUGGAUACGCCGCCUUGGCUGGCGUAUAAGAGCUCCCCGCGUCUCCAUUACCAUUCCCCACUGCUGGCUUACCUCUACUACUACUACUCCUCCUCUCACUCCCUGUACUAGUAGAGCCACCGUGCUGCGUUUACUACUGACUCUUCUCCGGAUUGUGGACUCUCUCUGGAUAAAAAGGUUCAACAUCCUCAUUAGUCGUCACCUCACUGUUUUGGUUCGGACGUCACCAUGGGUCGCUGGGAUCACUCCUCCCUCCUGUCCCCCGCCCUGAGGCUAGCAGUCGUGGUGGUGAUUCUCCUCCUUGAGCUCCAUCCCACUUCGGCCGGGGCUCCCCCUGAGACGAACUUGGGUGGCUCUGUUUCGGCGGUGUCCACGAAUAAAACUGAAUGCAGCAAGCCCGAGGCGUGCGCAAAAGGGGUGGUCCUGCCUGUUUGGGAGCCCCAAAACCCGUCAUUUGGUGACAAAGUGGCCAGGGCAACAGUUUACUUUGUGGCUCUGGUCUACAUGUUCCUGGGUGUGUCAAUCAUCGCAGACCGUUUCAUGGCAUCCAUAGAGGUCAUCACGUCGCAGGAAAAGGAGAUCACCAUCAAGAAACCCAACGGAGAAACCACAACCACCACUGUUCGGAUCUGGAAUGAGACCGUCUCCAAUCUCACCCUCAUGGCUCUGGGCUCUUCAGCUCCCGAGAUCCUGCUGUCUGUCAUAGAGGUCAUAGGUCACGGGUUUCAAGCUGGUGCACUGGGCCCCUCCACCAUUGUAGGCUCUGCGGCGUUCAACAUGUUUGUCAUCAUCGGGCUUUGUGUGUACGUCGUGCCCGAUGGCGAGACAAGGAAGGUCAAGCACCUCCGCGUCUUCUUUGUAACGGCCACCUGGAGUAUCUUCGCCUACAUUUGGCUCUACCUGAUCUUGUCCGUGAUCUCGCCUGGCGUUGUGCAGGUGUGGGAGGGGCUGCUCACGUUCCUCUUCUUCCCCAUCUGUGUGGUGUUCGCCUGGGUGGCCGACCGCCGCCUGCUGUUCUACAAGUAUGUGUACAAACGCUACCGCACUGGCAAGCAGCGUGGCAUGAUCAUCGAGACUGAGGGUGACCGUCCACUUCCUUCCAAGGUGGACAUUGAGAUGGAUGGCAAGAUGCUGAACUCCCAUGGUGUUGACUUCCUGGAUGGUCCACUGGGUUUGGAUAUUGAUGAGAAGGAUCUGGACGAGGAGGAGACCCGCAGAGACAUGGCCAAGAUCCUGAAGGAGCUCAAGCAGAAACACCCUGACAAGGAGGUGGAACAACUCAUUGAGCUUGCCAACUACCAAGUCCUGAGCCAGCAGCAGAAGAGCCGUGCCUUCUACCGAUGCCAGGCCACCCGGCUGAUGACAGGCGCUGGCAACAUCCUGAAGAAACAUGCCGCCGAUCAGGCACGCAAGGCCGUCAGCAUGCACGAAGUUCGCUCCGAUGCUGGUGAUAACGACCCCAUCUCUAAGAUCUUAUUUGAGCCCGGUUCUUACCAGUGCCUUGAGAACUGCGGCACAGUGGCGGUGAACGUGGUGCGACGUGGUGGCGACGUGGGCAAAACAAUCGCUGUGGACUACCGGACGGAAGAUGGCACGGCCAACGCCGGCUCAGACUACGAGUUCACAGAGGGCGUGGUGGUCUUCAAGGCUGGCGAGACAAUGAAGGAGAUCCGUGUGGGGAUCAUUGAUGACGACAUCUUUGAGGAGGAUGAAAACUUCCUGAUUCACCUCUCCAACGUCAGAGUGUUGACGUCAGAAGGCGAGGAGCCCGAAGAAGGCGAGUCAGCUAAUCACGUCGACUCAAUGGCGUGUCUCGGCAUACCCUCCACAGCAACCGUUACCAUCUUUGACGACGACCACGCCGGUAUCUUUACGUUUGAGGAGCCUGUAUUCCACGUGAGCGAGAGCGUCGGCACUAUGGAGGUGAAGGUGCUGAGAACGUCGGGGGCUCGCGGCGUGGUCAUGCUGCCGUACAAGACGGUGGAGGGAACAGCACGAGGCGGCGGAGAGGACUUCGAAGACACUCACGGCAUCCUGGAAUUUCAGAACGACGAGAUCUUUAAAACCAUCAAGGUGAAAAUAAUCGACGACGAGGAGUACGAGAAGAACAAAGCCUUCUACGUUGAGAUCGGAGAGCCUCGCCUGGUGGAGAGCAACGACACCAAAGAGGAAAAGGAGAAGGCGGAGGAGGAGGAAGAAGAAGCACUGACAGGGAAAGAUGAAGAGGAGCAGCGCAUCGCUGAGAUGGGCCGUCCCACGCUGGGAGACCACGUCAAGCUGGAGGUCAUCAUAGAGGAAUCGUAUGAGUUCAAGAAUACAGUGGACAAGCUGAUAAAGAAGACCAACCUGGCUCUGCUGGUUGGAACCAACAGCUGGAGAGACCAGUUCAUAGAGGCCAUCACUGUGAGCGCAGGCGAGGAUGAUGAUGACGAAGAGUGUGGAGAGGAGAAGCUACCAUCGUGUUUCGACUACGUCAUGCACUUCCUCACCGUGUUCUGGAAGGUCCUGUUCGCCUUCGUCCCGCCCACAGAGUACUGGAACGGCUGGGCCUGCUUCGUCGUCUCCAUCUGUAUGAUCGGACUGCUCACCGCCAUCAUUGGGGACCUGGCCUCUCAUUUCGGCUGCACAGUGGGCCUGAAAGACUCAGUCACAGCAGUAGUAUUCGUUGCAUUGGGAACCUCUGUACCUGAUACCUUUGCCAGUAAGGUCGCAGCUACCCAGGAUCAGUAUGCAGAUGCAUCGAUUGGUAAUGUGACAGGCUCAAAUGCUGUCAAUGUUUUCCUAGGCAUUGGGGUGGCGUGGUCCAUUGCUGCCAUCUUCCACAGCAGCAAGGGGCGUGAGUUCAAGGUGGAUCCGGGCACACUGGCGUUCUCUGUCACGCUCUUCACCAUCUUUGCCUUUAUCGCCGUCGCCACGCUGAUGUACCGGCGGCGGCCAGAGAUCGGUGGAGAGCUGGGAGGGCCCCGGACGUCGAAGGUUCUUACCACCAUGCUGUUCAUCAGCCUGUGGCUCCUCUACAUCCUCUUUUCCUCACUGGAGGCCUACUGCCACAUCCAGGGCUUCUAAUGCGACAAGAGAUGACGAAGGGAACGGUGGGACAGAAGGAGAUCAUGGAAGAAGAAACCAAGGGGAGGUGGAUGAAAGGAUGGAUUUGGAAAUGAAGGCUGUCUCAUUGAUCUAUCACUCCCUCCCUUUACGCAAUAGAUUGAAUGACGGAUGAAUGGAUGGAUGUACAGAUGAAGAAAUGGAGGACGCAUUUAAAAACAGGAUUGAAGGAAAUACAGAUGCAUGGAAGGACGACGACAAAGAGGAAAAUCAUAGAAUCUAGAGUGAUAGCUCAGAAGUUGGAACUGAGGAAUACAUUUUUUGUCUUGAUCUAUAAAUCCAAACCAAUCAAGUUGUCUUAAACCCAUCCGUGUUUUAACUACAUGAUACUAAUCCCCAAACAGCGUGUCCCAGCUGGUUCAACCAUACAGAAAUCAAAGUUCUCACCAAACAACGAGGCUAUAACGGACCGACACACCACCAAAGCUCAAAGGAUAUGUGGCUUCAACAACAGCAAUCCCAUGAAUCCCCCUUCAGUCGGAGCAGUGCGACGCCCACGUCCAGCUACAGUAACAGGCACGAGUGAGACAGAAUAACUAUCAGCUUGUACAUGCAUGACCAGACGAUACUGAAACCACAAUCAGAAGAAACCGGAUGUAUUGCCACAACUGUUUAAUGACAACAAACUGUGUGCGUGCUGGUGUGUGACUGUGUGUUCGUGCUUGUGUAUUGUGGGAAGAUGGUCAAGUACUGUGAAAAAAAAAAAGCCUCUCGUUUUGCUGUCGCUGUGUGAGACGGAAUAUGCUUUCGUAUUCGAGGUCUUUUUCGACUCCCACUCUCCCAGCCUGUAGAAACGCUGAGCGAGACUCUUAUACGUGAGGGCGCGUUCAAUGAAAUGAAACGAUUUGAACAUCACUGAGGUGAGAAAUGUAAAUACAAAGAGCUGAACGUACAUUGCAGCUCCACUAUUUUCCUUCUGAAUGUCUCGGUUACGUCAUGCGCUCCUGAACGGGCCCUCUUUCUGUUGCUUUAUACAAUAGGUGUAAAUGAUUUAAGGUCUAAUUUGAAUCAAGAAGGGGUUAGCGUGCUUUUACCUUUAAUAAGGCCACGUCAAAAUGGCCACUCUACCGUUUAAAACUGUUAGAGAUUAUCAUUGCAUAAAUAUCUAGGUUAAUCUUGUGUGUUUUUGUUUUGUUUUUUUAAAGCUGUGGAAUUCCGUUACCUGGUUUUCCACCGAUGAGAUUACCACCAUUAUGUGUCAAUCUUAACAUUGCAAUAGACUUUGAAAACGUAGGUACCGCCCUCUGUGAAACUUCAUUGGCUGUCUGUUUCCUAACUGCCUCUGUCGAUGUUUUUCUCACUUUGACGCCGCUCUCCUGUAGGUUCACUCAUUAUCCCUGUGUGUCUUAAGCACCUCCCCUUGGCUGGUCAGUGGACCAAUCAAAAUCCUCAAGGGCUUUGUAAGAAACAACCACUAAUCCCUGACCCUAACCCUUGAUUUCUAAUUCUUCACAUAGAUUUGUCUCUAGGGGGCGAGUUAACAGGGAUUUGUAUUCUUUAACAUCACACACCAACUGCUCAGAAGUGAGGACUUCCGUCCAGUGUGGCUUUAAAAGCAAAAAAAAACAGACAACAUGACAGCUUCAUUUAGUGCAAACAUUGUCAAAACAAGUAUCCAGACUUACCUAAAUCUUAGCAAGGCGACCCGAUGAUCCAAAGUACUCCAUCAGACGAGGCCUCCAACUUUCUUGGAGUCUUUCCCAGUUUAUUACAAAGACCGCCUAUAAAUUGUGGUCAGCCUUAUUCCAAAUUAAACCAUCCAUUCAAUUUUCUUUCCUGGGCCGCCUCCACUCUGCUUCUUAAAUAUACUACCCUUCAGGCCAUGUGGAUGAUGAAGGCCUUAACCCAGAGGAAGCAAUGAACAUCUGACUUUAUUGUUUCUUUAUUCAAGGGCAAGUGUUUGUUCUUGACUGAAGACCCAAAGUUGAAUCAACGUGAUUCACUGCUUCAACCGGCCUUGGACAUAAACCAUUGGAACUUCACACUCAGCAGCCAGUUUUCAGUCUUAACAUAGGAGCCAUUACAUGAAGGAAUAGUUCAAGAAAAGUAUUUGCUGCUGGCGUUGAAGUAGGAUUACUAACCGAUUUGAAUACUGUAGGGGCAUCUUGCAUAGGGCACAUUGGAUCUCAGACAGCCAGACUCUGUUUAGCAACCUCACAGAGAUUUGGAGACAAUUGUUCAGAUUUUUUAUGCCCUAUAUCUUUGGCCACGCCACCCACAAAAACUGGGAGCUGUAUCACAAAGUGAGUUCAGGUUAGUCAAUCUUUCACUGGCGUCUCUGGAUAACCAAGUUGCUUAGUCAAGGUGGAGUUUAUAACCAUUACACACAACAUUAACAGAUUAAAAGAAGCAUGUUUAAUAUGGCAUGAUAUACUUUAUAUAGCAUCAUCAUCUGAUUGGGUAUGCAAAAUGAUUUUCUACCUAUGAUUUCACCUAGGUUCAGCAACGAAAACAAAGUGCAAAGCAUGACCAAUUACUACUGUGAAUCAGGAUAAGACAUAUAUUAAACUUUUAGCACUAUUUUUGGAAAUUGUUUCGUCAACUUACUUCCAGCUUUAAGUCAAAGUCCUGUUGUAAAACCAGAGUAAAUGUUUCCUUUCUUUCUGAUGUAAACAUAAUUAGUUGUGCAGCAUAAGCUACCAUGUCUGAUCUAGCCAAAUCAAAAGUGAACUAUUCCUAAUACCAGAACGCCUCAGUGAAGCCCAAUGUGUAACUGACUGCUCUCACUUUAUGAUACAGGCAAUAAUGGGUUCUAUAAUCGAGUUAAUUGUAGCUGAUUUCAUUGGUUUGAAGUACAACAAAGCACAUUGUCUCAGCCCUCUUUAAAAUGAAUUUUGAGCUUGAAUUUGACCGAAAGUCUGUGCGCAUGCAUUUAGAAUAUUGUGGCGAUGGCUUAAAAGGCAGCUGAGUGUUUUGAAAACUCUAGGUUUGCUGUUUCAGGACACAAUCUACAAAACAGGAUCACAAGCAAUGGCCAAGCUUCUUUGAAAACCCUUGCCGAGUGCUGGGCUAGCUAGUUAAACAGUAAACAUUAAACUGCAGAAGUAACAGACACUAACUGGCUGGGAAUUUUCUUUCAUGAUUCAGUCAUAUGCAAACAAGAUAAACUAUAUCCUUAGAAUACUUCUAUGUGUAUUUUUGGCCAAACGGGGAGAAAAACAUAAAAGUGGCUUAAAAUCCUGUCCUCUAAUAUGUGUAGAAUAUAAAUCUUUCAUCCUAACUCGACUGUCAGAGAGGUUUACACUUCAGACUGUUAACUCUUUUACUCCAAAACCACAGAGAUCUCAACAUUCACGCAACUUUCUGUAUAAGUAGGCGCUCUAAAAGUCCAUAGUUUGUUGAAUGGCGCUAUAUGCAUCUGAAUUGGCCAGAACUUUCCUGCUGAUGUUGUGUUUUUUUUACUCGAUGUAUAAUAUAAUAAGUAGUAUUUUAAAUGUCAUCUGUAAAGUAAGUAGUCUGGCCUAGAUGUAAUCCAUUUAAAACUUGGCAAAAAAUAUUGUCACAGACAGCUUUCAACCCCUUUGAGAGAGUGUAGCUGAGCAGAGCCCUGGAUUGGAUGAGUUUGGCAAAUUCACGAUAUUUUGAGGAGAACUUUCAUUAAAAAUACAUAAAGGUUCCAGGUUUUGUAAUGUGGCAUAUGUUACUGAUUCACAUGAUGAUUCACCUGGAAUAGAGAACCACUCCAGAAUGAAAAUUUCAAUAGGUAAUGCAGCACAGAGGUCCGGAACAAGUCUUAUAUACCGAAAUCCUGGGAAUUUUGGUAUUGUCAGCACCCAUGUUGCACAAUUUGGGAGGAACUUAACAAUAAAACAUUUGCGUCAACAUUGCAAUCCAAUUACCAGAAAAAAAAUGUAGCGUUGUACCACAAAUAUGGUACAUUUGCACAUUAUUUUGUUACAGACGUGUUGCACUGGUGUUGGGUUUCGGCAAGUAAACCCCUCGGUUAUGCUAAAGAAAAGACUAACGUUUCGGCUUUUAAUACCCACUUUUGGGGGCACAAUUCCUGCAGGUAAAGCAACAAUGUCUCGGUAAAAAACAACUGCUUUUGCAGCACUAUCUGUGCUGGAAAAGUAGUGACAGGUUGCUUUGAAACACCAUGUUUGGUGCCUGAAAAGUAGCUGGAAACACAGAAAUUACAUGCUUAAUCAUAACCACUUUUGUUGUUUGUUGGUCUCGAACAGUAGUCUGCAGGUUAUAUAUUAUGUCCGUUUAGAAACGUUUAUUUGCUACAUAUGAAACAUGCAAGUAAAAGUAUUUGUGGUUUGCAGAAACAAUGACAACGUUUUCUUCUGGCGACUGAGCUAAACAGUGACUCACACCUUUGACAACUUCUUGCAUUUGCCAAACUCUGCACAAUGCAUGGCUCUCAAUUAGAGUAGCUGUUCUCUUGUGAAGGCCUUGGAGUGGCAGUUUACCCCUGUUUUGCCAAAGGGAAAUCUUUCUAUCAGAAACUUAGUAUUUGCAGUCCAACCUGUGAGGGGUUUUCUAACCAAUGGAUCUUUCUUAAAACACCAAAUAUUAUUCAUGUUUCAUUAACACUUUGAAAGGGGACUUGAUGUUGUUUUAACCUAACCAGAAUCUUUCUAUUUAAAUUUGUAUGCAUUUGUCUCUUCACUGGCAUGGAGCUUAAGGUUUAUACACUGUAAAAAGUUAUGCUAGCUUGUGCAAAAAAAAAAGAGAAAAAAAAGAAGUAACAUUGUGGAAGCUGUUUGCAUCACUUUUUGAGUAACUACAACAAGGUGUAAAUUAUCUUUGAUAUCGCUAAAUCAUGUUGGAUUUACUUAAAACGUGCCUGCUGCCUAAUUUGUCAGAGUGAACUUACGCAGGAAUGAAAAGCUUGCUGUAAUGUAGUUGUUUGCAUCAAAUUAGUUUUGCUGCACAAACUUUUCCAGAAGCUAACAUUUUUCAUUGAUGAGAAGUUAGUUAUUUUGCUAUGCCAGCUUCAUUGCACCGCCUCUCUCAGUGUAUCUACCUUGACUUAAAAGCUAGUCUGACGUGAAGCUAAUGGCAGAUUAACGACAGCUGUUCAAAGCACCACAUGGUUUGGACCAAGGCAGGAAGCUAAACCCGGCUAACGAAAUAUUAGCUGCAACUACCAAGCUUGAUUACCUGCCACCUGCUUAGGCGGUAUCUAAUAUUUCUGAAAUUUCACUGGGGUAUUAUUAUUGGUUAUGCACCUACUCCACUCCCUGACCAGUAAAUUUGCUACUUUCCGUUAGCACUCUUAGUUUUUUUAGACUAAUAAAUACACAAUAGAAACUCACAACAUGUAAUAUUCCCACACCUGUUCUUCUUAUUGUACAGAAAUACAGCUGUACAUCUUUUAAGUAUAGCCAAACCAUCUUGGUUAUUCUUGUUAGUCAGUUAGUUAGUAAGUCCACUGACAUUCAUUCACAGGCUCCAUUUUGGUUGAAAUAAAUCCUUAAUUCACUGGUUUAGAUGUAAAAAAUAAAUGCAUGCUGUUACUCCCAUAGUCUCUGCCUGCUGGCCGCUGGCUGUUUACAGUCCUAUAACUUCUCCCUCCAAUACUAGGUGUGAUGGCAUCUUUCAGCUCGGCUGCCUGUUUUACAAGAAGAGAAUGCUUACUGAGCUCUGGUGGUGCAUGCUGUGCACUACAUACAAUGAGUUUAAUAGCAAGAGGAGCACCUGUGACGGUAUUGAAAAUUAUUCUGUUGGGAUUUCUAAAUACUUAAAUAUUUCUUAUUACAUAACGUAAUACCGUGAUACCACCCAAUCCUAUUACCCACCUCUAGCUCCCUGCCUUGGUUCGGACCUUUGAGGUUUGAAGGGUCAAAGGUUAGCCAGGCCACCGCUGUAAAUAUAACACUAAGAGCAAGCUAGGAGUAGAAAAAUGAGCUACAGUAGACAUUUUUUAUUCUUGGGGUUUGAAGAAGUGGGCAGGGUUUUAAAUGAAGGAAAAGCAUUGCACUGGUUCUUGUCGCUUAUGUGAGACGGUUACUACAUUGUUCCGUCGAAAACACUAACAGAGUUGCUUCUGAUGUGAACAACAGAUUUUGUUUUUGACUGAUGUACACGAUAAUAAUGUUGUACCUGGUGUAAAAAAAAAAAAAAAUACAACAGUGGUGAAUCAGUUGUGAACCAUUUACGAUGUUGCUUCUGAUGUAAAGAUCGAUCGUGCAUUUUUCUUUGCGUCGUUCACUUAAUAACUGACCGUCUGUCUGACAGACUGAGGAAUAAAUGAAUGCAACACCAAACAGACAGACGAACGAAAGUAAGGACAAACACCCCUGCUGGUACAAAUCUGAGCAGUGUCAUGCUGAAACGCAGCUUCAGCGAUUAAUGUACUGUUGGGAAAAACAUUACCAGAGCUAUUCUCUACCCUUAAAGUAACAUUUACAAGGAUGAUGAUAAAAGAGGAAGGAGGAGAUGGAAGACAAGGAGGAUGAAGAUGAACAUAAAAGAAAAAAACAUGAAGUUACAGCCAUACAUUGAUUUCUGGGCCAGUGAGAUUGAAAUGGACUUCUCCUGCCCAGCAUGUGUAUUGUUAUAGUGUCUAUCUGUCCCUCUGUGUCUCUUCGCCCUCUUUCUGUCUUUGCUGCCGAAGCAACCAAAACUGGCGGCGAUCCUUUCGUUCUGUCUUUUCUCCCCUUUCCUCCCAAAUUCCCUUUUUACCCUCCGUCUCCCUAUGCCAUGUUUUCCAUAUUUUGGAAUGUCAAUGUGCUACUUGUUGACACUGUGCAUGAAUGAUAACAUGUCUGUAUAUAGUUAUAGAGAAUCGUAUCCCAUUCCCCUGGUGUUGACAAAAAAUGGUUUGAAUGUUGUACAGAUUCUGGUUUUCUGUUCAUCUUUUAUUCUGUUCAUUUUUUUAAAUGUACGUAGAGCUUAAAAACAGUAUGUUUUUAAUUUAAACAAAGACGUAACUUGCACAUUGAUUAAUUAACUAAGGGUUGUUGUUUUUUUUGUUAAAAAGGCAAUAUCUGCUGUUAUUGAAUGAGAGAUGAGAUCUUAAAGGAGUUAUGUAUCUUAAAUAAAUAAUCUAUACGGGAGUUGCAUGGAUUAUUUGUACAAAAAAAAAAGACACUGCUUGCUACUUCUAAUACCGUGACUGUAUUCUCUGACAGAGGGCGAGGAAUACUGUAUGUACAUCUAAAGGUUAUUUUGUCAUUAAAGAAAUAAUAAUAAUAAUAAUAAUAUUGUGUAUAUACUGUACAGUGUUAUAAGUGAGGUGGACGACGUGGCCAUCAUGCUAACCGUAGAGAAUUAAUUCAUAUUUAUUUAAAGGAAAACACUCACUACACUCAAGAAUGACAUAUAUUGCCUUUUUGGGGAAGUUGCUACAAGUUUCUUGCUCUUUCUUCUUUUAUGGCUGGUUUAUCCGUCUUUUUUUCCAUCAAUAUCUCUCCCUGUGGUCUUAUUUUUUAAACUGGAGGAACGGUUUCUAUUUCAGACGGGCUUUUGGUUCUGAGUCUCUUUCCGUCUGUCUGGCUGCUUAUCCCGCUGACUCAACAGUAUCUGCUUGUAUUCACCUGUUUUCUUGCGUGCGUAUCCAUCUAUAGUUGACUACAAUAUAUCUGCCCAUGUCCCCAUCUGUCUCUCAAAGGAUCAUUUGUCUCUACUUGACACACCAUCUGUCUGAUUCAGAGCCGUCUGUCAUUUCUCUCGCUCGCUAAAUCCAUCUCUUUUCAUCUUCCUUUCCUUAAUCCCUCUUUUGCUUUUUCCACCUCCACACUUACUUCCCCUCACAUCCACCCUUUUCUUUCUUUCUCUUCGCUCUCAUGGGAUGUACUUUCAUGUUUGUCAGUUUGAUUUGGUGUGUUUUUUUUUAAACUGAACAGUAACCGCAACAGUUAUAAUGUUGGUAAUAAUGAAGAUAAUAUUUUUCUUUCUUUCUUUUUUUGUUUGUUGUUUUUGCCGCUGUCCUCUGUGUGUGCGUGCGUGUGUUUUAAUUUAGUUUAUUUCUAUUAAUUUUUUUUGUUGAACACCAACUGAUCGGAGGAAAGUUGUUGUAUGUGUGUUGCCACUAACUGUGACUGCUCUCCAUGGUACUUCUGAUAAAACCAAUAAAAGUUUGGGAUACCCUGUUUCAGAGAC
Molecule: messenger RNA, 11281 nt
Organism: Plectropomus leopardus (leopard coralgrouper)
Lineage: Eukaryota; Metazoa; Chordata; Actinopteri; Perciformes; Serranidae
Gene: slc8a1b
Product: solute carrier family 8 member 1b
Biological process (GO): cell communication; sodium ion transmembrane transport; calcium ion import across plasma membrane
Cellular component (GO): axon; sarcolemma; postsynapse
Molecular function (GO): calcium:sodium antiporter activity
Source: RefSeq, a predicted model, not a curated record